Molecule: messenger RNA, 4517 nt
Organism: Oncorhynchus tshawytscha (Chinook salmon)
Lineage: Eukaryota; Metazoa; Chordata; Actinopteri; Salmoniformes; Salmonidae
Gene: farp2
Product: FERM, RhoGEF and pleckstrin domain protein 2
Exons: 28
Coding region: 152-3748 (1198 amino acids)
Cellular component (GO): cytoskeleton
Molecular function (GO): cytoskeletal protein binding; guanyl-nucleotide exchange factor activity
Source: RefSeq, a predicted model, not a curated record
UCCAAUGACAAAGUGUCUUGUGGCUUCGAGCUUUUCCCGGAGACCCAUCCAGUAUAUCGUAUUCAUUAUUGGAGUUCCAGGAUUUCAAGACGAAGGACAGAAGGAGUGAGUGACCCAGUGGGCUGGUUGGUGUGCGGGGAGAGCAGCAGCUAUGGGUGAAAUGGAGGGCUCCUACAGGGCCAUACAGACCCCUGGCACCCGGCUGGGGGCCCAGUUCAAUGCUGGGAUCAGUACCUUGGAGCCGGGCCAGAGCCUCAGUGAUGCCUUGGGCCCCGUGGGUAGGAGCCCAGGCAGGGGACUACAGCUCAGGGUCCAGGGCCUGGACGACUCCCAGGAGUUUUACGACUUGGAGUCCAGAGCUGACGGACAGACUCUUCUCUCUGAUGUGUUCCGGAGGAGCAACCUAAUGGAGAGUGAUUACUUUGGCCUAGAGUUCCAGAACAUGCAGAUGAGCUGGGUUUGGUUGGAACCCACGAAGCUUGUUGUGAAACAAGUGAAGAGACCCAUGAACACCCUCUUCAGGCUGUCCGUGAAGUUCUUUCCCCCUGACCCUGGUCAGCUGCAGGAAGAGUACACUAGGUACCUGUUCUCCCUGCAGAUGAAGCGAGACCUGCUAGAGGGCAGGUUGAGCUGUACAGAAAACACUGCUUCCCUGCUGGCCUCACAUCUCCUUCAAUCGGAGAUAGGGGACUAUGACGACAUGGCGGACAGGGACUUCCUGAAGCUGAACAAGCUGCUGCCCAAUCAGGAGAGGAUACAGGAGAGGAUCAUGGAACUGCACUACAGACACCUCGGGCAGACUCCAGCCGACUCAGACUUUCAGGUUCUGGAGAUCGCCCGUAAACUGGAGAUGUACGGCGUCCGUUUCCACCCAGCAGCUGACCGCGAGGGAACGAAGAUCAACCUGGCCGUGGCUCACAUAGGCCUGCAGGUCUUCCAGGGUAACACCAAAAUAAACACCUUCAAUUGGUCCAAGAUCCGAAAACUGAGCUUCAAGAGGAAACGCUUCCUGAUCAAGCUAUACCCAGAGGUUCAUGGGCCUCAUCAGGAUACCCUGGAGUUUCAGAUGGUCAGUCGGGACCAGUGCAAGAUCUUCUGGAAGAAUUGUGUGGAACAUCACUCGUUCUUCCGCCUCUUGGAUCAGCCGCAGCCCAAGUCCAAAGCCAUUCUCUUUAGUAGGGGAUCGUCCUUCAGAUACAGUGGGAGGACCCAGAAGCAACUAGUGGAAUAUGUGAAGGACAGCGGAGCAAGGAGGACACCAUAUCAGAGGAGGAACAGUAAGGUGAGGAUGUCGGCUCGCUCCCUGGCCCCCGAUGUGCCAAAACAGACGUUCUCGUUCAAUGACAGCCUGCGGGCGCCAGGUUCCCCAUCCUCUGCGACCGGGUCCUUCCACUCCAUACAAGUCUUCAGCUCCCCCACACGUCCGGAGCCCCAGGCACAGUCUAUACAGCCUCCCCAGAGCCAGGCCCAGUCUACACAGCCUCCUCUCCAGAGCCAGGCCCAGUCUACACAGAGCCAGGCCCAGUCUACACAGCCUCCUCCCCAGAGACAGGCCCAGUCUACACAGCUUCCUCCCCAGCAGCAAGAGACCCAGCUCCUGCCCCCACAUCUGGCCAGGCCCUCCAGCCCCCAGCGAAGGAGGACCCCCACAAGGCCACCGACAUCCCCCAUGUCACCACGCCUUCUCACAAGGUGCCCCAAGUUCCCCUGUGGCAGGAGACUGCAACCCCUCGUCUGUCAGCAGCCCUCCCAAAAUGGCAAUGAGGGUAGUGAGCAGGGUGGGGGAUGGGGAUCGAGGUGCAGGGAGGGGGGAGGGGGGGAGACGAGAGUGUUCCUCUCAGCUGAUGUGUUUGAGGCGGAGCUUCUCCGAGCCAGGCAGAAGCCCCUGUUCCCAUUGGCUAACACCCAGCUCCAUGUCACAGAGGAGUUCAUAGAUGACGACCCCACUGAGAUGUCGUUCUACGGCGGCGGGGCCGAGGCCUAUUACGGCUAUGAGGAGAAGUGGGGGUCCUCUAUGGACAGCCCCCAGCUCUCCCCAUUCAACUCCAAGAGCUCUCCCCUCUGCCUGUCCCCCUCCUUCCAGAUGUCUACGCUGAGUCUCCCGGGGGCAGGCCAGGCCCCCUCGCCCCUACAGAGCCCCAUCCUGAGUGAGGUGGGCACCAACAGGCUAGAGGAGGAGGAGGAGGGCAGGAGGAAGCGAUAUCCCACCGACAAGGCCUACUUCAUUGCCAAAGAGAUUCUAACCACAGAGAGGACCUACCUGAAAGACCUAGAAGUCAUCACAGUGUGGUUCCGCAGUGCGGUGAUCAAAGAGAACGCCAUGCCAGAGGGGCUGAUGACCCUGCUGUUCUCCAACAUCGACCCCAUUUACGAGUUCCACCGGGGGUUCCUCAAGGAGAUCGACCAGAGACUAGCUUUAUGGGAGGGGCGCUCUAACGCUCAUGUGAAGGGAGACUACCAGAGGAUUGGAGACGUCAUGCUGAGGAACAUGUGUGCUCUCAAGGAGUUCACCAACUACCUGCAGAAACAUGACGAGGUGCUCACCGAGCUGGAGAAGGCCACCAAGCGCCUGAAGAAGCUGGAGACGGUGUAUAAGGAGUUUGAGCUUCAGAAGGUGUGUUACCUGCCUCUCAACACGUUCCUGCUGAAGCCCAUCCAACGUCUCAUGCACUACAAACUGAUCCUAGAGAGACUGUGUAAACACUACAGCCCAGACCACCCCGACCACAACAACUGCAGAGAGGCCCUGAAGGAGGUGGCAGAGAUGACCAAUCAGCUCCAGAGUAGUUUGAUCCGUCUGGAGAACUUCCAGAAGCUGUCUGAGCUCCAGAGAGACCUGAUCGGCAUCGAGAACCUCACUGCGCCUGGCAGGGAGUUCAUUCGAGAGGGUUGUCUGUACAAGCUGACCAAAAAAGGGCUGCAGCAAAGGAUGUUUUUCCUGUUCUCCGACCAGCUCCUGUACACGAGUAAAGGUGUGACGGCCACCAACCAGUUCAAGGUCCAUGGCCAGCUGCCUCUGCACGGCAUGAUCGUGGAAGAGAGUGAGAAUGAGUGGUCUGUUCCUCACUGCUUCACCAUCUACUCUGCCCAGAGGACCAUUGUGGUGGCAGCCAGCUCGAAGGUGGAGAUGGGGAAAUGGAUAGAGGAUCUCAACAUGGCAAUAGAGAUGACCAAGAAAUCUCAGGAGAAAUCAGACCUGUUCCUGGACCCAGGGCUGUGUGAUCGCUCCAACAGGUCGUCGGAUGAGGUUUCUCUGGAUCAGGAGUCAGAGGAUGACAUGUCGUCGUCCCGUAACUCUCUGGAUAAGCAGACCCAUCACCGUGCCAACAGCACCAUGCAUGUCUGCUGGCAUCGCAACACCAGCGUGUCCAUGUCAGAUCACAGCCUGGCUGUGGAGAACCAGCUCUCAGGUUACCUCCUAAGGAAAUUCAAGAACAGCAACGGCUGGCAGAAGCUCUGGGUGGUCUUCACCAACUUCUGUCUGUUCUUUUACAAGACUCACCAGGAUGAUUUCCCGCUGGCCAGCCUCCCGUUGCUAGGUUACACCGUGAGCAGCCCGGGAGAGUCAGACAGCAUCCACAAGGAAUACGUCUUCAAACUGCACUUCAAGUCCCACGUCUAUUUCUUCCGGGCGGAGAGCGAGUAUACAUUCGAGAGAUGGAUGGAGGUGAUUAAGAGUGCGGCCAGUGCUACUGGCAGGAUGAGUCUCCUCAUACCUAAAGGUCCCCUGCAGAUGAAUGGGAACUAACUGCGCUCUUUGAUCUGAUCUACUGCGGCUUAGAAGCUUCUAUCUAAUCUGCAUCCCAAAUGGCACCCAAGGGUCAGUCCUAGAGAGCAAAGGGCUGGGCCCAAUAGACUCUGAGACAAUACUGUAUAAUACCAUCCCCCUCUCUACGGUUCUCAUUGGCAUCAUGUUAAAGUGGCACUCAUGUCUUGGAUUUAUUUGGCAGAUAAGGGCUCAGUGAGUGACUGGAAGUUAUUAUAUAUAUAUAUUUAAUUCUCUCCUUCUGGAAUGGUCAACCAUUGUUAUGUGAGUAUCUGUUGAAACAAUGUAUCAGCAGGGAACAGAGUAACAUUCUAAAUCCAGUAAUUGGAUACGUGGUUCAAGAGAGAAGGAUAUACCAGUGCUAUCACGAUCAACAAGGAUGCUUGAGGACAUCCUGUCAAGGAUGAGUGUACACACUCAGCCAGCUGAGAAAGGGAACUAAAGCGAGACUCAUAACCUUCUCAUGGCAGCCAGUGUAAAACAACUACAUCACAAAACAUAGGAUUGGUUUCCCACACUCGGAUUAAGUCUAGUCCUGGCCUAAAAAAAAAAAGCAUUUAAAAAAAAAAAAAAAAAAAAAAAAAAAAAGGAAAAUCACCUUUUGAAAGUGUUUGUUUACUCCAGAACUAGACUUAAUCUGUGUCCAGAACUAGACUUAAUCUGUGUCCAGAACUAGACUUAAUCUGUGUCCAGAACUAGACUUAAUCUGUGUCCAGAACUAGACUUAAUCUGUGUCCAGAACUAGACUUAA